Pyrenophora tritici-repentis Pt-1C-BFP is the source of this 771-nucleotide messenger RNA. RefSeq lists its product as uncharacterized. Lineage: Eukaryota; Fungi; Ascomycota; Dothideomycetes; Pleosporales; Pleosporaceae. The record is from RefSeq and is a predicted model, not a curated record.
AUGUCUUCCAACCCUUCGACUGUUCAGAUGAGGUCCAAGGGCUUUCGCGAUCUUCCGCUAGAGGUGCGCAACAGGAUAUAUGCGAUUAUUACCAACAACAAGGAGCGUCUCAUUGAGAAACAUGUCAGCCGUCGCAGUACGACCACGACCAGCGAUGCUUUUUGGGAAGCGCGUGGAUACUACGGCUUGACCCAGGCUUCGCGCCAAACACGACAAGAGUUCCGCCACUUGUACCUCAAAGACCGUGCGAUCUCAGUACACAUCCGUGACGCUCAGGAUUACCUCGAUACGAUCUACCCGUCAUCUGGAAAUUGCGCGUUUGACCGCAAUGCGAUUUCCCUCUGGCUCACUAUCCGCACUGAUGUGGAGCGACGCGGUAAAUACGACACGCCCAUCGAAAUCCGCCCUCUCCUUCUGAGCCUAUACAACACGAACGGGCUCGAAUUUGAAUUCACUGGCAAGGGUGGUGCUCUCUUCAAUGAGCUCUUCAUUGGCUACGAAGCGGAGUGGAGGCAAGCUGUAUCGAACGAGUUCAAGAGUGUGGAGUUGAAGGAGCCAAGUGUUUUCGGCCUGCGACUGGUGCUGAAUCCCAAAUGUCGCACACCAUGGAUCAAGCAGUGUAAGAUAUCUGUUACCAGGCUUCCGCAUGUGCCCGAAGAGGCACUGCCAUUCUUUAGUGCGCUUGGUCUCGAUACAGAAGAGGAUAUGAUCUUCGUAAGGAAGGGUGCGCCUAAGUGGCUACGCGGCGACUUCAUCAAGGGAUCCAAGUAA